GCGCCGCGUGAAGAUGAUCGACCAGCUCCCGGGCUUGGGCCAGGUCGACGCGGUCGAGGGGAUUGGCUGGGUCAUCGCCGAGCCCCGCCCCCCCAAGUUCGGCGAGAUCGCGGAGGCGGGGAUCACGAAGGGCGACGCCCAGGGCACCAGCUUCGAAACUAAGGGCGCGGCGGCGCUGAAUGGCGAGGAGUUCUAUGCCCAGAAGAUCGCGGCCAGCGCCCUGCCCGACUUCAAGACCACGAUGAAGGCUGACAUGGGCGACGCCCGCACCCCUGGGGAUCACCUCGACGAGGCCAGCCAGAGGAACCUGCGGCUCUCCGAGGUCUCCUACCAGGCAGAGCGGGAGCGGCUCAGUGGAGUCGGCGAGGGUUCGGCGGUCAACCAUGUCCACCGGGACAUGCGUGAGGUGAUUCGGCCAAUGCGCUCGCGGGACCAAGUGGAUCUCUCGACGCUGUCCUCCGCCGAGCUCAUCGCGCGCUGUGCGAUGCAGCCCGCGGAGCGCAGUCCGCGCCGCCCCGACUACAGCAACCUCGACAUCGUGAUCUCUGCGCCGGUGAAUGCCGCGGGUCGCGCGCCCUCGUCCAAGUUCAACUCUUGGGCUACCGACGGGCUCAAGGAGAGGGCCGCCAUCUGGAAGCAGAAGCGCCCCUACCGCGAGGCGCAGAGGCACUCGCGCCAGGGGGGCGAG
Messenger RNA from Prorocentrum cordatum, 688 nucleotides. Lineage: Eukaryota; Dinophyceae; Prorocentrales; Prorocentraceae. The record is from the annotation of a GenBank genome assembly.